AUGUCCAAUCUGCCUUUACAAUCAGCAGUAAAUCAUAAUGAUGAUAAUGAUGAACAAAUUAAUUCUACUAGUAAUAAAUUAUCAACGUUAAAUAGUCGAAUAACAUCACCGUUAAUUAUUAAACGCCAGCAAAAAAACGAAACCGAAAUAGCGAACAAUCAAGCAUAUGAUGAAAUACACGAUUUACAACCGAAACAUUCCUUAUCAAAAAAAAUAAACAAUGAUAAUUCAUACGUGAAAAAUACGACACGACAAUGUCUAUCACAUCAAAUUAAUUCUCAUGAAUUAAUGCAAGGAAAUUAUUAUGAUCAAAAUCGUUUUAAUGCUGACUGUAAUUCUUCGUCAAAUCAACAGUCGGAACCAAUAUUAAUCAAUAUUAAUGUUGAAGAUUAUAAAAAGACGUUUGCUCCAGUCUCUACAAGUAAAAACAGUAAUAACAAAAAUCGAACGAGGUCACCUCCAUUUGGUGAUACAAGUGAAUCCAUUCAACACGGCAUCGCUCAAAGUGCUGGAAUAUUGCUUGAGCUUAAUAAAAACCCAGAUCAUCACCAUCAUCAUCAAUCUAAAUCUACAAUGAAAACUAGUACAAAAUCUCAUGAACAAGCUGUUAUAAAUUAUUUUCCAAAUGAUAAUGAAAAUACUAAUAAACAACGUUCAUUAUCGCCAUCGUCAUCUGAUUGUUCAACAUCAGAUACGUCAACAUCAAAUAAAAGUCAUGGAGAAAAUACGAAAACAAAUAUACCCUAUGAAAAAUUAGUCAACGACGAUGAUAAUAACGAGGAUGAACAAGUAAUUGAACAAACAAAAAAGCCAUUAACAGAAUCGACUAUUCUAUUAAAUAAAAAUCAUUCACAAACUUAUGGUACACAAUCAACAACAAACAUUCACUAUGAACGCAGUAAAUAUCUAUCCAAUAAUGGUUAUAAUUCUCAUGGUUCUUCUGUAACAACAAAAUCGUCAUCAGAUAAUAGUGGAAGUAUACGUACUAAUUCUGGUACAGAUAAUGAUGAAGAAUCUGACGAAGAACAUUAUAAUAAUUCAACAUUAUCAAAUAAUCCACUUUCAAUGUCGUCGUCUCAUAAUAUAGAUACAUCAAUGAAAUCAUUGAAUAAAACAAGUGAUAUCCAAUAUCCAUAUUCAAACGAACAAAAUCAUUAUCUUUUAAAACAAAUGAAUAUGAAUCAAAUUAGUAAUACUGAGAAGCCUCAUUUACAAGUACCUCGUAUGAAACAAACGCAUAAUGAUGAUUUGAAUGGAAAUGGGAAUAAAUUAAAUCCAACUACCAAUCAUAAUACAAUACUUUUCCCAUAUAAAUCUUCUUCGCAACUAUCAUCUAACAGCCAAACGAAUACUUCAUCGUCUAGUCAUCAAAAUCGAAAUCUUAUUGAACGCAGUGAACAGCAACAACAACAUUCGAAUUCAUCACGUACUAAUAAUACACGUCAAAAUCAAACUCGGGCAACAGCAAAAAAACGAAAACAAUCUCAACAACAAGAUAUUAUAAGAACAGAAUUAAUUCCAGGACAUCGUGGUGAUCUUGAUGUCGAUGAGCUUGUUAUGUUUAUCGAUGGAGAUUCAUCGAAACAACGACAAAAUUCAAUUCCUUUACGUCCAACAGAUACGAAUAAACCUAGAUUAUCUUCAAAAAUAAAUGCUCUAAAUGAUCCAAAUAGUAAUAAAACGUUGUCUCGAAAAAAAUCUCGUAAAUCCAUAAAUAGUCUACACGAAACUAUAUCAUCAACAAAUAAUAAUGAAAAUAAAACAUCAGAUUAUUCAACAACAAUUGAUCAAAAUAGUCAAUCAAUUAAUUUUAUUAAUGAAGAUAAUCAAACAAAAAUACAUUCAAUUAGUGAUAUUACAAAUCAGCCGUUAAAAGAUAAAAAUAUAUCUACUGAUACUAAUAAUGAAUUUCAUUUAAAUACAAUCGAUGUAAAUUCUACGAAAAUAAUUAAUGAUCCAUCUUCUUCGUUAUCGAAUUCGUUUGAACAAACUCGUACUACAUCUUUGAACACUGAUGAUAUCGAUUUAUAUAAUUUAUCAUCGUCAAUAGCAAAUACUUUGAACAGUGAAAUCAUAUCGGAACCAUUUGUAACUGUAAAAAAUCGUCGUCGUUUAAUAAAAGAACGUCGCCAAGAUAAUAAUGUAUCUGCACGUGCAACGCAUUUUCUUCCGUCAUCAACAUCUGUGAAAACCAAUGAAAAACGACGUAUUCCAUCAAGCAUGAAAAAUGGCUUUACACGUCCGAUAGCAGGCAAUAAUCUUUCAAAUAAUAAACCUAAUAUUUCUCCUAUAAAAAAAGAAGAAGUGAACAAUCAAAUUCCUUCUGAACCUGUACGUAACGUGCCUCUCCGAUCCGAAGAACCAUCAUCUUCAUCUCCCAAUGUAAAUUCUACUACUGAAAAGCCACAACAACUAUCAUCUCGCUCAUCAUCAUCGUCUUUGUCGUCAUUAUUAAAACGACAAUCAAAACAACCGCCUGUUAUUUUUCUUAACAAAUCCAUUGAUAUUGAAUUGAAUGAUGUUUCAUUUGGUUUCGACAUUGACUCAACAACAUUGAAUAAAUCAUCCGACGAGGAUAAUAAUAAUCAAGCGAUAACAACCAAAGUUGAUGUCGAUGCAACAAAUACAUCAAUAUCGUCAUCAUCGGAUCAGCCUAACCAGUUGAAUGAUACAUUAAAUGAUUCUCUAACACAAAAGUCGAAUCGAAAAUUUCAACAACGAAAUAAUCGUUCACCACAAUUUUAUUCAGGUUCGGACAUUCGUCCUCAUCAGCAACGUGCUUAUCCAGCACAGCCUAUGCCACAAACGUCGUAUAUAGAUCCUCUUCUUCUUUUACAAUAUAAUCAACGUUUAGCCAAUUAUUCUCAACAUGUAGCCUACAUGAAUUUACUACGUGCACAGUAUAUGCAAUCUCAAUCUCAAUAUGUUUAUCUGCCGACGACAUAUGCAACAACUGCAACAGCAAAUGAAGCUGACUCGGAUGAUACUACAAAUGAAACAUUAUCGGAUCAAGUUCAAGAACCAUUACUUGUCUAUGCAACUCCAACAGGUUCAUUUUAUUACCCGUCGUCAACAGUUAAAAAAUCUCCAAUAGAUCUCGAACAACAACAGCAAUCAGCUGCUCCUAUUCCAACAGUUUAUACAGCACCACCUAUGUACCCAUCACCUUAUUUUUAUCCAUCACAUGCAUCACAUUUAAUACCAUCACAUCCAGCUUAUUUUCAACCAAUACCAGCAUCAUCGUCAUCAUCAUUGUUAAUAGAUACGAAACUCGAACAAAAUACUAUGGAUAUCGAUGAUGACGAUUAUAAAAAUUCAACAAAUUUACAUCCUCAAAUACGUCAGCAAUCAUCAUCAGAUAUUAUGUCUAAUGCGUUACAACUUGUUUAUAGCCAACAACGACGAAAUGCUCAAACAGAUCGUUUUAAUCUCGAUGAUUUAACUGCUUAUUUAGCAAUGAAAUGGACAGAUACCGUUGAUCACUAUGAACAAGGUACACUAUGUAAACCAAUGUUACAUUGA
This is a messenger RNA of Rotaria socialis, 3522 nucleotides long. Lineage: Eukaryota; Metazoa; Rotifera; Eurotatoria; Philodinida; Philodinidae. The record is from the annotation of a GenBank genome assembly.